This is a messenger RNA of Effrenium voratum, 905 nucleotides long. The record is from the annotation of a GenBank genome assembly. NCBI's taxonomy places the organism in Eukaryota, Dinophyceae, Suessiales, Symbiodiniaceae.
CCUUACCCCUGGUUUGUAAAAGAUUCUAUGUUUUCAUGCUCGCAUGGGCGCUGUUGCUGGCCUGCUCUCCGGGGGUUGUCUCGAUCCUGCCACCCUGGGUGGAGGACAAGAGGACCCUCUUCUCUGAGAAUGCCGCGAGGCAGCUUCUGCUCAUGGGAGGUCUCCAUGACCUGCAUGGCCCCAUGCUGGCCAUGGACGAGGUCAAGACAGGAGACCUCGUGGAAGUGGCCCAGCUCGGGGACAGCGGGCUUUUUGAUGUGACCUGGACAGCUGGCAAGGUGCUGGCCAAGCAGAGCGAUGCAGUCGAGCUGAGCGUGAUUGACACGAACCAGAGCGUAGAGUACAAGGGCGUCCUCUUGCGGCGCUACCCCUGGAGAUUUGCUCAGCUAUCAGCCAACGACACCAUCGAGGUAUGCACCACGCGUGGCUGGGAGUCUGCCAACGUCAUCUCGGUAAACGAGGGGGAGGACAGCCUGACCGUGGAGUUCGCAGAUGGCCAGAGCUACCAGGAGGUGAGGCCGCGCACCAGGCCGCCGCAGGCGGCCAAGCCCAGUGAGCGCUACAAGGCCCAGGUGGGUCAGAAGGUGAAGGUGCAGACCUCCAAGGGCUGGGAGAUUGCCACGGUGCUGAAGAAGGACGAGAGCAGCGAUACUGUGGAUGUGGAAAUGUACCCGGAUGGUGAGACAUUCGCCCACGUCCGGCCCAAGGUGCUGGUCCCCAAGUCGCCGGACGCGAAGGCGCUGGAGCUCUGGCGCCAGAACCGGCGCCUCAGGGCGGAGGAGGCGGAGCUCAGGGCCUUGCGCUCCGUGGCGGAGCUCAUGGAGGAGGCGGAGGUGUCUGCAGAUAUGGCCCGUGACAUGAUCCAGCACUAUGCCAAGGAACUGAGACACUGACCGCGUGAGUUG